AUGACGAGGAAAGCGCAGCCGCAACCGCAGCAUCCAGUGUCACGCCGCGGCGUCGCGUGGCUCGGAUGGAAGCUCAUUAUCGCUUUCUCCUUCGCAUUAUGCCUUCUCGCCUUCCUCAGGAUCCACCUACAGUACUCCCUGACGACGACACUCUCCGUCGCGGGAUCUCUUAACCCCGUCCGGAGCUACUCCGGCGACGACCGUCCGAAAGUCGCCUUCCUCUUCUUAGCUCGCCGUGAUCUCCCGCUUGAUUUUCUGUGGGAUAGAUUCUUCAAGGGUGCUGAUCCGGCGAAUUUCUCCGUUUAUAUACAUUCACUACCUGGUUUCGUCUUCAAUGCGGAAACCACGAGAUCACAGUUUUUCUAUGAUCGCCAAUUGAAUAAUAGCAUCAAGGUAAUAUGGGGGGAAUCAAGCAUGAUUGCAGCAGAAAGAUUGUUGCUUGCAUCUGCUUUAGAGGAUCAGUCAAAUCAAAGAUUUGUUCUUCUCUCUGACAGAUGUGCUCCGUUAUAUGACUUUGGCUAUAUAUACAGAUAUCUUAUCUCUUCACCGAGGAGUUUUGUGGAUAGUUUUCUUCAUACUAAAGAGACACGGUACAGUGUGAAUAUGUCUUCUGUCAUACCUGAAGAGAAAUGGCGAAAAGGAUCCCAGUGGAUGUCUGUGAUAAGAAAUCAUGCAGAGGUCAUUGUAAAUGAUGGUACCGUAUUCCCCGUUUUUCAGCAAUUUUGCAAGAGAGCUCCACCUAUAGGUUCCCAACAGGAAUGGCUGUUUCUUAAACAGAAGCGGCGCAACUGCAUCCCAGAUGAACACUAUGUGCAAACAUUGCUUACGAUGCGAGGACUAGAGAGUGAAAUGGAACGAAGAACGCUGACAUACACUGUAUGGAACAUUUCGGGUACAAAAUAUGAAACCAAGUCUUGGCAUCCCGUCACUUUCACAUUUGAAAACUCCGGCCCUGAGGAAAUACAAAAAAUCAAGAAAAUUGACAAUGUCUAUUACGAGUCUGAAUCUCGAACAGAAUGGUGUAAGACCGAUUCAGAACCUGUCCCGUGUUUUCUCUUUGCAAGGAAGUUCACCAAAGAAGCCGCUAUGCGCCUUGUGAGCGAAGGACUAAUAGGACCAUCAACAAACAUAACCUUAUAA
Microthlaspi erraticum is the source of this 1140-nucleotide messenger RNA. NCBI's taxonomy places the organism in Eukaryota, Viridiplantae, Streptophyta, Magnoliopsida, Brassicales, Brassicaceae. The record is from the annotation of a GenBank genome assembly.